UCAUGCUUAUUAGCGGGUGUCCUCGGUAUGGGUUCUGUGAGGAAUGGGUUCCGGGAUCGGCUUGUUUUGGCGGUGGAUGUCGGCAGUACGGUGCUGCGGUGUCACGUGUAUGACCGGACGGGGGAGUGCAGGGGUAGCGCCGAGGAUAAGAUAAAAGUUUUAUAUCCCCGCCAUGGGUUUGUGGAGAUCGAUCCUGAGGAAUUGUGGAAGCAGUUUGUCGCUGUGGUGAAGGAGGCGGUGAAAGAUGCAGGGAUCCAAAUCAGUCAGGUGGCGGCCCUUGGUAUCGCCACGCAAAGAGCAACGUUCAUCAACUGGAAUAAGAAAACUGGAGAACCAUUCCAUAAUUUCAUCAGCUGGCAGGAUCUGCGAGCUGCUGAGUUGGUCAAUUCCUGGAACAGAUCCCUGCUUCUAAAGACUGUACAUGGAUCUUGCAAGUGCUUGCAUUUCUUCACACGCAGGAAACGGUUCCUAGCAGCAAGCCUGAUCAACUUCACCACCCAGCACGUGUCCCUGCGGCUGGCCUGGGUCUUACAGAACAUGCCAGAGGUGCGGCAGGCUGCUGAGGAAGGGAACUGUUGCUUUGGUACCAUUGAUACAUGGCUGCUGUAUAAACUUACUAACGGUGCUGUUCAUGCGACGGACUACUCGAAUGCAAGCGGAACAGCGAUUUUUGAUCCCUACCUGAUGAGCUGGAGUUCCUUCCUUUGUUCCAUGUUAUCCAUUCCCCUGUGUAUAUUUCCUCGUGUAGAAGACACAAGUUAUAGUUUUGGAGUUGUGGAUCCUGAUAUAUUCGGAGCUCCAGUACCUAUCCGUGCUUUGGUUGCCGACCAGCAAGCGGCUAUGUUUGGGCAGUGCUGUUUUGACGUAGGUGAUGUGAAGCUGACAAUGGGAACUGGAACGUUUAUGGCUAUUAACACAGGGAAUACCCUACACACUUCUAUAGCAGGUUUGUAUCCGCUGGUUGGCUGGAAGAUUGGGAAUGAGCUGGUGUGUCUGGCAGAGGGUAAUGCUUCGGAUACGGGGACCGCCAUCAAAUGGGCCCACGAUCUGAAACUCUUCACAGAUAUCACAGAAACUGCAGGCAUGGCUAGAAGUGUUCCUGACUGCGGAGGGAUUUACUUUGUGCCAUCUUUCACAGGGCUACAGGCCCCAGUGAAUGAUCCCUAUGCAUGCGCCUCAUUCAUGGGACUAAAGCCUUCCACCACCAAGAGCCAUCUAGUGCGGGCCAUCCUGGAGUCUGUGGCAUUUAGGAACAAGCAAUUAUUGGACACUGUUUUAAGUGAGACCUCUAUCCCCAUCUCACAGAUCCGGGCGGAUGGUGGGGUCAGUAACAACGGCUUUGUGAUGCAGAUGACGGCUGAUUUAUUUGGGCAAACCAUCGAUAAACCCAAACAUACCGACAUGUCCUCAUUGGGAGCAGCUUUCUUAGCCGGUCUUGCUGUGGGCGUAUGGUCCAGCAAAGAGGAGCUGAAGAAGCUUAGGCAAACCGAUGUCAUGUUUGAACCACAAGCUAAAUGGAAAGAUUACGAGGCAAAUAUGAAGAGUUGGGAGCUGGCACUGCAGAGGUGUUCCAAUUGGUAUAACGACUUUUAGAAAAGUAUACAUAUAAUAUACAUAUACAACCUGUGUAUGCUCAGAGUUAGAUGCCAUCUGAAGUAUAUUGCGAGAAGUCACUCCUGGGAAUUCUGGGUAAAUUGACUAAUGUGAGAGCUGCUUGGCAUGGCGCGUACUCAUCUAGACUGGUUGGGGAUUCACAGCUAAGCAAUCUGGUAAAGGAAAAAAA
Molecule: messenger RNA, 1783 nt
Organism: Spea bombifrons (plains spadefoot toad)
Lineage: Eukaryota; Metazoa; Chordata; Amphibia; Anura; Pelobatidae
Gene: GK5
Product: glycerol kinase 5
Exons: 16
Coding region: 28-1593 (521 amino acids)
Biological process (GO): glycerol metabolic process; triglyceride metabolic process; glycerol-3-phosphate biosynthetic process
Cellular component (GO): mitochondrion
Molecular function (GO): glycerol kinase activity
Source: RefSeq, a predicted model, not a curated record